Molecule: messenger RNA, 999 nt
Organism: Malaya genurostris
Lineage: Eukaryota; Metazoa; Arthropoda; Insecta; Diptera; Culicidae
Exons: 3
Coding region: 1-999 (332 amino acids)
Source: RefSeq, a predicted model, not a curated record
AUGUCGCCUAUUGGCGGCAUGGCUGCUGGUCCGUCGUUCAGCGGUAGGGUCUUCCCGGCGCUGGGGCAAAGAUCUCAACGAACCGAAGGACGGUACCUGGUACUAGAACGUACGGACGAGGACCAGACGCUGGAAAAACUCUCCCCGUUUCUUAUUGACAAAGCUAUAAGGAACUGUUGCGGAGAUGUCAACAGUGUCAAACGCAUCAAGGACGGUAAGAUUUUGAUCCAUACGAAAACUGACAAACAAGGAAAACAAUUGGAGAAGCUAAAAUCUCUUGCACAAAGCAUCAAUAGAUCUCCUGAAAUCGGAGACGAAGAGAUACUCGAAGAACUACGCGCACAAAAGGUUACGAAACUUGAGCGAAUUCUAAGGAAAACAAACGGCAUUCCAAUCAAAACGUCGACAUUCAUACUAACACUAGAAACAACAGUACCUCCACAAGAGAUUAAAGUUGGUUUCCUGAGCGUUAAAACCAGACCGUAUUAUCCCCGUCCAAUGCGAUGCUUCCAGUGCUUUGCUUUUGGUCACAUCGGUGAAAACUGUAACAGAGAUAAGCUAUGCGCGAACUGCGGAGACAAAGAGCACGGAGAACAAUGUGACAAAAAUACUAAAUGCGUGAAUUGCGGAGAGCCGCAUUCUGCGCUCAAUCGAAGAUGCCGAAUCUUUAACAAAGAGGUGGAGAUAGUAAAAUUAAAAGUAGACCGUGAUAUCACGUUUUUUGAAGCAAGGCAGCUUGUAGAGCUGCGCGAAACUCCAAAGACCAGAUACACCGACGCGGUGAACCAAAACAACCGCCAAUGCAAUUGCAAGUGCACUUGCAGUGUAACAAUCCCAGAAACAAGCAGCAAUGCUGAAGCAUCUAAACCAGCGACACCAAGCCAUUCGUAUGCCUUCAAGAAACCAUGUGCCCAACGAACGAUGCAGCAAAAAUUCACGGUUUCACAACGUACCAUCGGAAACGCAGCAGCGGCAGCAGAGCCGCAGGCGGAGUUAUAA